This is a messenger RNA of Plodia interpunctella (Indianmeal moth), 6709 nucleotides long. RefSeq lists its product as uncharacterized. Gene Ontology annotation, molecular function: protein binding. Gene Ontology annotation, biological process: cell-cell adhesion. Lineage: Eukaryota; Metazoa; Arthropoda; Insecta; Lepidoptera; Pyralidae. Bases 344 to 4729 code for a protein of 1461 amino acids. The record is from RefSeq and is a predicted model, not a curated record. The transcript is spliced from 32 exons.
UUCCUACACUCAGUCGUGCGGCGUCUGCGAAGCGGCGCGGACUUCGCGUUUCCCGCCAACUUUGUCGGUGUCCGACGCGUGUGCUCGAAAAAAAUAACAGUGCAUAUUUUGUAUUUUUUUUUUACUCUGUGCCAGUGUCAAGGAUUUUAAACGUUCGGAUACAAACAAGAUCAACCUUUGGCUGUAUUAACUUCUAAGUUAUCAACUGUCAACAAAUUAAGGGGGCGCCAUAUUAAAUCUGUGGUUCCGCCAGUGUGCCGGAUUCUCGUCACCAUCAUAGGUAUCGCAUGCACCCCAGUAACUAACGGCGACCGCAAACGGGCUGGCAACCCUAGCACCAAAGAUGCGAGGAACAUGGUGCCUUGCGCUGUUGGCGCUUUUUGUCACUGUCACAGCUGACACGACUGAAGAACAAAAGAAUGAAUCAGUCGAAAGCGCCAGCACCUCCAACGGCUCUCAAGAAGAAGAGGAAGUCAAAGAAGCCUGGAUGAAAGCCCCAGGGGGAGGGGUCGCGGUUAGGAGUGGGGAGGAUGCGCUCCUCACGUGCGUGGUGCUGGGUGCUCGGGACAAGCCCGUGCUGUGGCGGCGAGCGAGGGACCUGCAGCUGCUGACUGCUGGAUCCGUCAGGGUCACCAGGGACGAGCGCGUGCAGGUCCUGCAUGAUGACUCUGACGAGCCCCUCCAAGGACCUGGCAUCGCCAAGGGGGGCGACGUGUGGGCGCUGGUCAUCAAGGGCGUGAAGCCCUCUGACGCCGGCCUCUACAUGUGCGAGCUAAACACAGAGCCUCCAGUCAGGAGUUUCCAUAAAUUAGUCGUGAUCUCUCGAGGGCUGACGCCGCCCUUCCAGCAGAACGGUACUGACAGCUACUCUGCCAAUGCACCGACACCCUCAUCAGUGGCCUUGGCUCACAACUACACAGACUGUUGCGUCACCGCCAACGUGUCCAAGGCCUGCCUGGGCUUCUGCAGCAUCCAGACCAUCCUCGAAGGCACGGGCCAGGACCCGGAGACUUGCCAACCCGACUUCCCUGCUAUCGUCAAAUGCAUGGCAGACGGCCGGAACCACGUGCCGUGCUGCGUCCAGGAACGCGUCCCGGACAUUUGUCAGGACGUCUGUCGUGGAGAGUUCACUCCAGUCACGGACAACAUCAAGACUCACUACUCCUGCGCAUCUUACAUGGAGAAGACGCUGGCUUGUAUCGUUGAAGGGAUUGAGCUACUACCAAGUCCACCAGAAGAUGUAGAAGUGGAACCUCUAAAUGAGAAACAGCUGAAUGUAACCUGGAAUCCUCCAGUGGAGAACGCAGACACCGUCACAGAGUAUAUCGUCAACGUAACAACGCUGCGAUCGUUCGACGCGCAUUUGAUUGAUCCGUCUGAGAGCUCGAUGAAGAAUGAGACGAAGACGAUACAAGUAACGACUACUAAGGUCCUGGCGAAUAAGACAUUUUUGGUGUUAGACGACCUUCUGCCAUUCACGAUGUAUGAAGUGACUGUGACCGGCUAUAAUAUUCAUGGGUCUAGCCUUCCGAGUUAUGCUGUCAGAUCGCUAACACUAACUCCCGGCAAGAUGAAGUCCACGCAAGUUGCAAAGGCUCCCAAACUCCCCGAUAUCAAGGGGUGCUGUGUGUCUGCGGGUGUGAACCACAACGGAUGCGUGGAGAAACUCUGCGACCCCACCAAGACGUUUGAAAUCCAGCUCCAGGUCACAGAUCUGAUGAUAUGCGCGCCCUGGGCCGGGGUCACCUUCGGCUGCCUCGCCAACGGCAUGGACCACACGCCGUGCUGCCGUUCGAGGGGCCUGAUCGACCCAUGCUUGCCGCUCUGCAGCGGGAAUAUCACCACUUUGGACUUCAAUCAUUUCAAAUGCCUCCGCUACAUGUCGGCCUACACGAACUGCCUGCUGGAGGGCUACGGCGUCCUCCCCGGCGCCCCCUCGUGGCUGCACUUGACCAACAUCGACACAGACUUCGCUGUAGUGCACUGGUCCCCGCCAGCGGCCUUGGGAGACACCGUCAUGUACUACAACCUUCACUACAAAUCGCUUACUAGUGAUAACAAUGAUGAGGAUUACAGAGCCAUUCUGAAGGUCCAUUCUCCCUACAUCCUCGAAGACUUAGAGUCCAAUUCAGAGUAUGAGAUCUACGUGGAAGCUGUCAACGAGCAUGGAGUGGGUUCUCCGUCUCCAAGAGUCAUCUUCAGGACACAGAGUCAGAUAAUCGUAGAAGAAGAAGAGGAAGCCAACAUCUACAACGUGACAGAGUGCUGCGAGCGAGUGCAGCUGGCCGGCGUGUGUAUGCCGCUCUGCUCCUACGACGCCAAGAUGUCUGAUCUCAGGACAUUGGCUCCUCUCUGCACGCAGGAGUUCUCCAAAUUGCUCAAGUGUGGUGCUGGAGGUCGUAACCACGCGGCGUGCUGCGCGCGGCGCGGCGUGCCCGCGUCGUGCCGCGGCGUGUGCGCGGGCGCGUACUCCGGCGGCGUCAACUCCUGCGUGCCCUACAUCGGGAACAUUGUGCAGUGCUUUGAGGAAGGUACGGGUCUUCUUCCCGGACCACCUCGCGAGCUCCACGCGAGAGUCUCCAGCAAAGGAGUCCUGAAUUUGGACUGGAUCGCGUCUCCCGACGCCGGAAACGACACCAGCUACGUCAUCCACUGGCAGAGGAUCAACAACACCUCACAGACUUAUAGCUAUAAUACCCUGCCUUCCUUUGCUCAGGGCACGCAGACAGAGACGAACAACACAUCAGUAGCCCUGCCCAUGCUGAUCCCGAACGGCACGUACCAGCUGUUCGUGGUCGCGAGGAACGGCCACGGGUACUCGCUGCCCUCCAGCAUGAUACUCUUCAACUACACAGAAGGAGAGGAGAAGGAGGUGAGCGGUAUACCCUCCCCCCCGCACUCGCUGUCCGUGUCCUCGCAGUCGGCCACCUGGCUCACCCUCAGCUGGCAGCCGCCGCAAUUCUCCAUGCCUGAUGAGAAGAUAUCAUAUACAUUAUACUUCAAGUCACCCACUCAAGUCGGCCCAAGCAACGUGACGUCCAUCCGCACGACAGUCAAUGGUCACACCCUGGAGAAACUGACUCCGAACACACAAUACGUGCUGUGGGUCAAGGCUCAUACGUCAGCUGGGGACUCCUUGCCUUCUGAGACCUUGGUGGCUUGGACUGAUCCCGCCUACCCUGCGUACGUUGAGCCUCCUGCGGUGAAUCCAGUGAACCUUGUGCGCGAGGGCUUCAGCAUGACCAUCCUGUGCAUAGCCAUGGGAACUCCCACACCCACAAUAUCACUCUAUAUCUCAGGUCGUCUAGUCCGUCAAGAGGUGACGCGUCACAUGGUGACAGUGAUUCACAACGUGACCCGCGACAUGGACCAGAUAUCUUGCUACGCUGAUAACGGCUAUGGAACUCCCAUGCAGGCUUCCAGGAAGAUCAACAUAUCACACGUGCCAACAAUCCAAGCAUCUGGAAUCACAAUGGCCGCCGCCGGAGACUCAGUUAUACUGGAGUGUCGAGUGGAAGCUCUCCCGAAACCCACCAUCGCGUUCUGGAGGGAUCCCAAUGGAAGAACACCCGUUAUCGACGGACCCAACUAUACGAUACAGCUUGUAGCGGAUCCCGAGGACCAAACCAAAUACACGAUGCGUCUGGUCAUCAAGAAGAUAUCUGAAGCCGACGAGGGUGACUACUACUGUCACGCGGAGAACGCUUUCGGGAAGACGCUGAGACCAGUCUCCGUCAGACUCAGGCCGACCACACCUCACCACAAUGUCACUGAAUGCUGCACCAACAUGAAUGUGUCGUCAGCGUGUAUCGACGCGUGCAGCUUCCACAUCGACAUGGACCACAUCCUCGACCGGCCCGAGUGUCUCAACGACUUCGACAAGCUGAUGAAGUGCGCCGCUGAUGGAUCAGACCAUCGCAGCUGCUGCGCCUCGUGGGGCGUGCCCCGCAACUGCCUCGAGCUGUGCCGCGGAGGCGUGGUCUCCCGCAACUGCACCCUGCACCACGCGCACCGGGCGCUCACCUGCUUCAGGGAGUCCGGCGCGAAGAUGCCCGGGCCCCCCAGGAACUUGAAGGCCCAUGUCGCUCCGACGCCGAAUGCUGUGCUCUUGAGCUGGGAGCCUCCAAUCAAAAAUCCCCAGACGGUCUACCUAUACCGCGUGUUCUGGCGAGCGUACGGUGCCAAGGUGCCUGAGAAGUUGGAUACCAGUGAGACGAGCGUGGUGCUGACUGGACUUCAAAAUGAUGUCCGAUACGAGUGUGUAGUUAAGGCGGCUAAUGAUGUUGGUACCUCGUCUCUAAGUGAUCCAAUCAUGUUCACGACAGCUGGUCAAGAAACCGGAGCGGCGGCCGCGCCGGUCACGUCGUCCGGCACCGCCUCCGCAGUGGGACUCGCCGUCGCUUGUGUCUUAGUUGCGGCGAUACUAUUCGCCGCUGCAUUUUACUAUAGGCAUAGAAAGAAUCUCAGACUGAAGGCACAAGGUGGCGUGGCUUUUGAAAAUCCUAGCUACCUAAGAGAACCAAAUCCCGAUACCAUUGUCAGCAAUGGUGCCGUAUUAAACGGGAACGCCAACGGCGGGAACGGUGUAGUAAACGGAGUAUCAAACAGUUCAGCGUGGAGACAAGAGACGCUUCAGAAUCCCGGCACCGCCCGGGAGGUGGACCCCACGCUGUACGAGGAGCUGAAGCUGGGACAGGACGGCGCCGGCUUCAAGAGACUGAAGCCAUAGCCCGCGGCGGCGCGCCGCUCCCCGCGGCUGUCGUCGCCGCGCGUGGCGCCGCGGUUCUGAGCGUCGCGGCCGCGCGUGGCUUUAUAUAUAGCGCCGUCAGCGCGUGACACAGUAUUCUCCUCUCGCUCGCACUCGUUACUUGAUCAUAUUGAUAGAACGGUGCUGCUCAAUUGCUCUGCGACAAUUUAUUACUAAACCACAAUUUCAAUGUGAUCAAGCCGUGAGUAUACCUGUUAUUGUGUAUAAAUACUUUUUUUCUUUACGUAUCCACCAAGAUUGUGCAUUUGUUCGGAUUAUGCGAGCGAGUUAUAUCGAGAAUGUAUAUAUAUUUCUACAAUGAAUCACAAAUAAAUUGUGUACAGUAGUAUUUUAAUGCAACCGGUUGGAUACGCUGCCAUAGCAGAGUGUAGUAAAAUAUGUUAAACAGUAACAGAUUAGUAACAUACUUGAUGUGAUUUUUAACCAAAAAAAAAUGACUUCAUGUACUUGUCAUUUCAUGUAAAUAUAGUUGAUUCUAACCAACUAAAAACUGGAUUGCGUCAGUCUUAUAAUUUCUAAAAUAGUAUUUUAUUAUAAUGUAUCAUUACUAUUUUAUUAUGACAAGGCAAUAAUAAUAUAUUAAACAAUCAACUAUAACUAUUCUUGAAGUGACUAGAUAUUAGAAUGCUAACGCCAUCUAGUUUUUAGCUUGAGAACAGACCUGUUAAUGAGUAACUUAAGCCCCGUAGCUCCACCUCGAGUUUAAUGAUAAUAAAAUUAGGUCAUUCUUUAACAAAAAUGUGCCUUCAAAAUGAUUUAUAAAGUAGUUAGUAUAGUAAUAGUUACCUUUUGAUCUGUAAAGUAUACCUAAUGUAAAUAAAACACACAUUCCAAUUAACUGUAACAGUUAUUUACCUUCUAAAGAAAACCAAAUGUAGAGGUACCCGCAUCUGAAUGUUUCAUUAUUAUUACGAAUAUUUAUUUAAGAUUUUUUUAUCAAAUUCAUGAUCAAAUUUGCAUACAUGUUUACGAAAACUGUUGAGAAUACAAAUUCAUUAUACAACAAUCACUUUAAAUUAUUAAAUUUAUAUUAAUUUGAUACAAUUAUACAUUCCGUAAUGAAUAAACACCAUAUAUCUAUAAACCGUAAUAAAAAAAGAAAAUAUAAUUUUGGAUGCGGAAAUCUCUUAAGUAUAUCAUUGAUCUUAACGAAACGGGUUUCGAAGUUUUUUUUUUACAAAACUGGCUCGCCAGUUAUUAAGCAUAUCAGUUACCAUAAUCGAUGGAUAAAUAUAUGAUGCCGCGUUUUAAUAUACAUUGCGGCCUUUUAGAUAAAUUUUGUUCAUUCCAUGGCAAUGUAUACUAAACGUAGUAUCAAUUGGAGGUAAAUAAUACUUCAUAUAAGCGAAUAUGAAAAAGGAACACGAAUCUCAUAAAAAACUGAUUGCUUUCAGAAUUUUUCAUAAACGCUUAUGGAGCCUAAUGGAGUAUCACACUAUGUAUGAUUUGCUGAAUAUCUAACAUAAUAUAAUAUCCUCAUUUAUUUAUUACAUCUUCACAAUUAUAUAUUAUAUGUUACUAGCGGCCCACCCCGGCUUCGCUCGGUUAAAAACAUAUUAAAUUAUAUACCUAAACCUUCCUCAGGAAUCACACUAUUUAUUGGUGAAAACCGGAUGAAAAUCCGUGCAGUAGUUUUGAGUUUAUCGAAACAGACAUGUCACUCUGAAUGUAUUCUUUUAACAAAAACAUAUUUCAAAAUUUUAAUUUACAUAUUUCUGUUAAAUAUUUAUUAAUGAUCUCAUUUGAAAAUUGUUAAAUAAAAUUAUGUUUUCUGUCAAUAAAUGCAUAGUGUGAUUGAAAUUGUAUUUUUGCUCAGAAAAUAAUAAUGAGAUGAGUAUUUGAUCUUCUAUUGUACUAAUGAUAUAAUUUAGGUAAGAACGGAUGUGAUUAGAUUUGUAAAUAAUAUUGAUAAAAAAUUAAAUAAAAAAGACAGAUAUUAUA